This is a messenger RNA of Protopolystoma xenopodis, 375 nucleotides long. NCBI's taxonomy places the organism in Eukaryota, Metazoa, Platyhelminthes, Monogenea, Polystomatidea, Polystomatidae. The record is from the annotation of a GenBank genome assembly.
AUGAGUACUAACAAUAAUGGCAAAGACGACGCCGCCGAACGAGAAGACCCCGAAGUGGAUGACGAGCUCAGUGAUGCCAGUGAUGAUGAAGACGAUUCUAGCUACACAUACACGUAUACGAGCGGUGAAUACAGUAAAUCGGAUAAGAAAGCUGAGCCAAAAUCCAAAAACAUGAUGGAUGGUCUCAUGUCCAGUUUUAAAGAGAUACUCCCGAUGAUUUUGAUAUGUUGCCUACUUCGAAAAGUAAUGCAACGUAACUAUUUGAGCCGUUUCCUCUCCUGCUUAUUUGGUUCUGCACAGCAAGCGCCGCAAGAGAAUUCAAAUGGUUGUUGCAACUGCUGCAUUGUACCCUGUUGCAUGGAACAGUGCAACUGA